GGCCCUGCAGGCCUUUGCCCUUCCCCACAAGGAAUGAGACUGGCCGGGGGGUUUGGAGAGAUCGCUCCUCCUGCCACGGAGACUAGACCACAGCUGUGCAUCGGGAAGAGGCGACCCUGGCGGGAGGAGCCGCCAUAGAAGGACGCAGCGCUCCGGGGCUGGCUGCUGGCUGCACUCGCUGCCCGCGGUGGGACGCGGUGUGGUGCUGCUUGCCCACCUUCUGUGAGGGGGCAGGGGAGACGGGGCACAGGCCCACCCAGCGCGCCGCGUCCUCACCCAAGAAAGGGCUGUGCUCCCUGAGCAAAGCCGAGCACUGUGCUCAGAGAAGCCCCGCAAUGUUCACUCUGUGGCCGACCUGCGGCGGAGCCUUCGGCGCUCGCACUGGCCCCUCGGCCACUGUCACACCCACUGUGACAGAGGGAGGCCAGCCUGGUCCUCUCUGAGGAGGAAAGACAGCCUUCUAGGCGGUGACUGAGAGGGACAGUGGGUAGGAGUGCUGCUUGGAAAGCAGAAACAUUUGAAGUCGAAUCCUACACCAGACAAUUGUUAAAGCGGUCUGAUCCCGGGGAGAGCACUUGUUUCCUCGCGGGCAAAAUGAGGAUGAAAAUAGCACCUCCUGAUGUUGUUUGGGCCAACAAGGUGGCAGUAGAUGGGGUGCCAGGACUGCAGUCAGAAAGACUCAUCUUUAAUUUGGCAAAGGAAAAUCCACAAAAGGUUCAGCCUCUGCCUCCAUCAUGGCAAAGAGCCAGUCACAGAAGUUAACAGGGGAUGAGAAAGAACCGGAGAUGAUCAAAAUCAACACCCAGAUACUCAAAGAAAUUGUGAAGUUCAGGAAGGACUCGCUGGCCGAACUGAAACAGAAUGUUGAUUCCCUCACUGUCAGCAACCAGGAGCUGGCAAAAAAGAUCCAGGACGUAGAAGCCUUCACUGCAGAGAAAGUGCGGAAGCUUCUUCGGCAGCAGGAUGUGUUUGGGACUCUCAUCAGCACUCUGGAGUAUGCAAACCACAUACAAAUGCAAGACAUGAAGAGCAAGCUGGAAAAGUGGGAAGCAGAGACAAAGGUCCGAGUGAAUGACCUGGAGCAGCAGUUGACAAAGUUAAAAAGGAAGAUUAAUAAUGCCCAAGAAGAGCUGAAUUUCCUUUCUACCUAUAUGGAUCAUGAAUACCCGAUUAAGUCUUUGGAGAUUGCUAACCUCGUGCGCCAGGUCCAGGGUGUGAAAGAUAGCAGUCAGAAUGAACUGGACGAGUUGGAGGAGAUACGCAAGAAUGUGCUUCAAACAUUGUCGAAAAAGCUGAUGGUGAAGUCAGAGAAGGUGUUAAAUAUCAUGGCCAAGAGAACCAUCCUUCCCUAUCAAACUGCUCUUAUGAAGAGGACCCUAAGCAACCAGCUACUAUUGAAGCAGAUGGUUCAGUUCAGAGUGCAUAUUGACCGUAUGAAGAAGGAACUUCCCAAGCUGAAGGCUCAGGUAAAGGAUCUCCAGAUGAAGAGACAGGACCCACGGGAAGUGAUCUUUGCCAAUAUCCUGCUUCGGAAACCCAAGUGUACUCCAGACAUGGAUGUCAUCCUCAACAUCCCGCCGGAAGAAAUUCUUCCCUUUUAGCUCUGCACAGGACAAGACUCUAGCUGGGCUGGCCGUGUCCAAGAUCUUAUCUUUCUUCCAGUCAUCUUUAUAGGACAUCUUAGUACAUCUAGGGGAGUUUUCAGCAACUUCUUCAUCUUGUGAUUUUCAUUUUUCACUGGAUGCCACACUCACAUUUUAACUAAUAAAAUAAAAUUUUUAUUUUGUCAGCA
Sarcophilus harrisii (Tasmanian devil) is the source of this 1792-nucleotide messenger RNA. It is a transcript of the gene C2H20orf96, whose product is annotated as chromosome 2 C20orf96 homolog. The transcript has 9 exons. Bases 735 to 1601 code for a protein of 288 amino acids. The record is from RefSeq and is a predicted model, not a curated record. NCBI's taxonomy places the organism in Eukaryota, Metazoa, Chordata, Mammalia, Dasyuromorphia, Dasyuridae.